UGCCCGUGCCGAAAUUAUGUUAAAAGUGAUUUACAUCCUCACGAUUGCCGGUUGUUUACAUUCGCCAGUGACUUUCGGUCGCGAACAGCAGAACCAUUACACCUCGGACACUUCCAAUGGGCUGACAUUUACGCCGUCCGGCGGUACGGCCGGAUACGCACGAACGGCCGGGAACGGUGGAAGCAUCGGCGGCAGCUACUCCACAAAUGCCAAGUUUAAUCGGCGAAAGAAGACGGAAAAGUUGCACCAGGAUGGCGGUAGCAACGGUAUGCAGUACCGGGACGAGGAGGACACGAUCGAACCGGGCGUGUGUCAGGUUUACACGGGUGCCACCUGCGAACACUAUCUCCGCAACCAGACCGUCUUCGUGACGCCGGACAUCACGAUGGACACGCUCGAGGAGCGAUUGAAAGCGGCGUACGGUGUGAUCCGCGAGUCGAAAGACAUGAACGCCAACUGUCGCGUGUAUGCACUGCCCAGCCUGUGCUACAGCAUUCUUCCCCUCUGCCGGACGCCCGAACUGACCAACCAUCAGUACUUUGCGAAUCGGGCCGCAGCCGAAGCGGCACGGCGUGCGGCCACCAUUGGCCGGGGGAAGUUUAAAUCGCACGAGAAGAAAAACAAUCGCAAACAGCUGCUGCUGAAAGCGGGCCUCCUAUCAACACCCGUACCCGGGCACGAAAUCACCAUGGGAAAUGGUUCGCCAUUCAACGGUACUCAAACCACCACCGAACGGUUACGAGUGUACUUUAGCGGCGGUGUCACACCGGACCUUGGAGGACGAUUUUUCGAUGGCGAUAUCGUUACCGAGAACUCACUCCCAUCGCGCCGCGAGGGCGAAUCGCGACGUGGACGACGAUCCGCCCAAUCGAACGACUAUCGGUACGUUCACCCGGGUGAGGAAGUGUCCGUCCUGUCGUACACCUCAUCGUCGUCAGGGCCGAAAAAAUCGUACCCACCAACACGGAACACCGAAAACCUGCGACGCAUCUGCCGCAAUGAUUGUGAGCUGCUGGAAAACGAACUUUGCCAGAAGGAGUACGCGAUUGCGAAACGACAUCCUACCAUUGGACAGAAGCUGCCGCUCGAGGAGUGCGAUGAUCUACCGCUGCAGAAGAGUGUCGAUGGGACGAUCUUGAACGGGAUCGGAGGGUUGGGAAGUUCGGGUGAUAUGGAGUGUAUGCGGUUGGGUAUCGAUUUGGACAUCAAGCCGGACGAUGAUUGCUAUUGGGAGAAUGGGGCGAGCUAUCGGGGGAUUAUGGAUCGUACGAAGUCGUCCAAAAUUUGUAUGCGCUGGUCAAAGCUGAUGCACACGAUGUCGGAGUUUCCGCACCUGGCAGGUCACAAUUACUGUCGAAAUCCACCACAUGCUGGUCCUAUGGAUGCUCCCUGGUGCUACGUGGAUAUGCAGAAAACCAUCGAGUACUGCGACAUCCCCAAGUGUUCCGAGCGGAUGUGGAUGUACAUUAUUAUUGGGUUUGUAGCGGUCAUCUCGCCGCUAUUCAUUGGCAUCGGUGUGUUUUGCUGUCGAAAGUAUCGCAAGCAUGGUGUCUCCAACAUCCAAAAUAUCAAUCUUCCCAACGCGGACAAAAACAUCUACGGCAACUCACGGCUCAACUCCCCGAUCGAGAUGACCUCUCUCAUAGCGAACCAAUCGUCAACCGGGGCCGCUAGUCGGAACGCCGAAAAUGGUGGUAUACAGGGCCUGACGACCGGGCAGCCCGGUAACGGUGGCAAUCCUGGCCAGUCGUCACAGUCGCGUAACAACGGCAUCUCGCGCGUUCCCCAGUACACGCUGCAGGACGUGCGGUUCGUCGAGGAGCUGGGCGAGGGCGCGUUCGGCAAGGUGUACAAGGGUGAACUGACGCAGAAAAAUGGCGAGCGAAUCUUCGUCGCAGUGAAAGCACUGAAGGAGAAUGCGAGCGCGAAAACGCAAGCCGACUUUAAGCGCGAGAUCGAGUUGAUAUCCGACCUGAAGCACGACAACAUCGUCUGCAUCUUGGGUGUGGUGCUGAAGGAGGAACCGCUCUGCAUGCUGUUCGAGUAUAUGGCACAGGGUGAUUUGCACGAGUUUUUGAUUGCCAAUUCUCCGAACGAGGGUAAAUCGUUGAGCCAGCUGCAGUUUUUGCUGAUUGCACAGCAGAUUUGCGACGGUAUGGAGUAUCUGGCGAGCCAUCAUUAUGUGCAUCGCGAUUUGGCUGCAAGGAACUGUCUGGUGGGGGAUAGUUUGACGGUAAAAAUUUCUGACUUUGGACUGUCGCGGGAUAUCUACAGCUCUGAUUACUAUCGUGUUCAAUCAAAAUCUCUCCUUCCUGUUCGCUGGAUGCCUUCGGAGUCUAUUCUGUAUGGUAAAUUCACGACCGAGAGUGAUGUAUGGUCUUUCGGUGUGGUAUUGUGGGAAAUCUACAGCUACGGUUUGCAACCAUACUAUGGAUACAGUAACCAAGAAGUUAUCAACAUGGUUCGCGCUAGACAACUGUUACCAUGUCCAGAAUCCUGCCCUAGCGCAGUGUACUCGCUGAUGGUAGAAUGUUGGCACGAACAAGCUGUACGUCGACCAACGUUCCCGGAGAUUGGCCAUCGCUUAAAGAUCUGGUAUCAGGCACAGAAGAGAACUGAACAAAACGAACAAGGAGGUUUCAAUCGCAAGGGCUCAAUGCUAAGCGUCAACACGAAUCGAAUGUCCUCGCAGGGUAAUCUAAAUAUUGCCACGCCGUCGUCCUCAUCCAGCCAUCACUCACUAAGCCGCAACGGAGAGGGACGAUCAGAUCAGCAGCUUCAGCAACAGCAACAACCGCUUCUUUCUCAACCACAACAGCGCAAACAUCAUCACCAUUCGUUGGAGCGUGAGAAAAUCCUACGGACGAAUCAAUUACAGCAUCAGCAGCAGCAACAACAGCAGCAGCAGUUGCAACAAUCAUCACAAGUUGGGCCACCACAUUCAGCUACCGCUCGGCCACACCAUCAGCACCAUCAGCAUCACCAUUCACUAGACCGAAGCAACAACGGCAAUGGUCGGAUGGAUGAAUCCGCCAGUUCGGCUGGUGAUCAGUUCGAGACGCAGAGUAACCGUAGCUUCUAUCAUAAUGCAAGCGCCAGUCGAAGUAACAAAAGCAUCCAUUCGAUGCAGGAACCAGCGCAACAUCACGGCAACCAUCAUGCCCAUGCCCAUCAGCACCAUUCCCACGGUCAGCAACAGCAACCGAUGGGUGGACAGCAUCCGCAAGGAUACAAAAAUUUUAGCUUGCCACGGAAAAGUAUCGACAGUGGGCACGAGUACGGGUUGGACGGAUCCGGUGGAGAGUUCGCCGGUAUGGGUAUAAACAGUCCCGGGUAUCCUGCAGGUGCCGCCGGUCGGGUAGAAAUAAAAGCACGCCCUCCAAAGGAUCCACAUCGGCACCACCAUCACCAUCAUCAUCACGGUUCGGGGCGUAACAGUCGGAACCGUAUCGAUGCGGUCGCCGGAGUCGGAAGCUCCAUAUCGUCGCUGCCCGGAAGCAGUGAUCUAGCGUCCGAGCUUGAUCGUCAAGCACAGCACAUACCAAAGAAUAGUACACAGUCGCUCGUUACCGGAAAUCAACCGAUAAUACUACAACCCACCACUCCAGGAAUGCCACCGAUUGGACGGAAACCAAGCCAUAGUGGUAGUAUCCUCAGUGUGGCUAGCAGUACGAGUGAACAGUGUGGGACAGGGGGAGGAGGAGGCAUCACUUCCUUUCAGCCCGGUUUCAGUUCACCCUCGCCUACCGUACAGUCCGUUGGGAAUGGUGUUGCCGGUGGUGGUGACCCAAUAAUGCUGCCACAGAACGCACUAAUGCAAUCGUCCUACCACGAAGGAUAA
This is a messenger RNA of Anopheles maculipalpis, 3841 nucleotides long. RefSeq names its product tyrosine-protein kinase transmembrane receptor Ror (gene Ror). The coding region runs from base 17 to 3841 and encodes 1274 amino acids. Gene Ontology annotation, cellular component: membrane; signaling receptor complex. Gene Ontology annotation, molecular function: protein binding; transmembrane receptor protein tyrosine kinase activity; ATP binding. The transcript has 6 exons. Gene Ontology annotation, biological process: positive regulation of kinase activity; cell surface receptor protein tyrosine kinase signaling pathway; multicellular organism development. The record is from RefSeq and is a predicted model, not a curated record. NCBI's taxonomy places the organism in Eukaryota, Metazoa, Arthropoda, Insecta, Diptera, Culicidae.